GAGAGCGCAGCCUUCUUGCUCUUAUAACGCUAGAAGGUCGUUCAAAGUUGCAAGACAUGCUCUAACUCCAAGAACCUCUCUUACAUUUGCUUUUCUCGUUUCUCUUUUUUUUGCUCCCCUUGCUGGCAAGUAGUGAGCUUUGACGACACCGUACACAUAUCCCAUACCUUCAUCCCGGGGAACUGUUCUAGCUCAUUUUUAGUAUGGGGAACGACCUCUCAUCAGAUGUAGAUAUUGUUUCGAGUAAUCAACAAGACGCAAACGACUCUUCUCAUACUACUUUAAUCGCACUUGUUCUCCCGAUGAUCAUCCUCUUCUUCUUAACCAGCAUCACAGUGGCCUGCUUGUUUUUGAAGAAAACCGCAUACCUGAACCCCAUCUUGUCUCCCCGAAGGCGCCAAGAUCCUGGAAUCGCCUGGAGCUUUCAGAUUCCGAAACUACAUCCAAACUCGAAAUUGGGGGUUAGAGAAUUGGCUUGCUGCUCCGCGACUUUGGUCAUAAAAAAUCCUUGCGGUCCAGAAGGCCAUGAUGACAUAAAAGUUUCAGAUGAAACGCAGCUAGAACCUCCACACCGACUGGAUAUCGGACUUCCUCUUAGUCCAUGGGCAUCCAACUUUUGUUGCUCUUCCGCUCAUGUCUUGGGUCAAUCUCUAUCAGUGUCCAUGCCCACAACGCCCGUCCGUUCCAAUCGAGCCACAAUGUUGUUCCAUAAGGCUUCUGCCGUCCAGUCUCGCUUCCGGGAAAAGUGGCACCUACCUAAUCGUCUGAGGCCGAAACCUGAUAUGACAGAAAAUCAUAUUAUGCCACCCGAACCUGCUGCGUUGUCAGAUAAUCCCUACAACAAUCUUCGCGUCACCCGAGCAGGCUAAAAGAUUCUAGAUUUUUUUUAUUGAGUAUCAUUGAGUAUUUCAGGUCGCAUACCUUCAUUUCUGAAUUUCCCGACACUUAGUUUGGCGAAACUCCCUUUCUUACAGUAUCGCAGUCGUUCUUUCGUUCGUUCGUUAUUUCUUAAAGUUACACUGCAUUGCUUGAAUGUCAGAUAUGGACCAAUCCCUUUGCUCCUCAGCUUGUAAAUCUACCUUAUUAAAACUUUUCAUGAUUUUUAGAAUACAUCAGGAUGGACAGAUGAGUAAAACUCGUGGGAUACUUGGAGACUCU
Melampsora larici-populina 98AG31 is the source of this 1158-nucleotide messenger RNA. RefSeq lists its product as uncharacterized. The coding region runs from base 204 to 869 and encodes 221 amino acids. The transcript has 3 exons. Lineage: Eukaryota; Fungi; Basidiomycota; Pucciniomycetes; Pucciniales; Melampsoraceae. The record is from RefSeq and is a predicted model, not a curated record.